CCUAAUAACAUGGGGCUAGGCAGCUCCCAGGCCCCGGUAGGGCUGAUCCCAGCUACUCAGGCAGCACCACAGACCCCAAGAGUCCUGCUAAAUGUUUUGGCUGCACCAGGCUACUAGAACAAAGCUAUCUUGGGGUUUCCUGCCACUCUAGACCUUGAACUCAUCCUGGCCCUAUCUUCGGGAAAAGGAAAUUGCCAGCAGGGCCGGCCAGGCCUGACUUCCCUUCCUCUAGCAUGACAGCAUGAGUCUGAAUGUCAGGGUCAGGCUGAGGACACACCACGCGGUGGCUGAUAUUUUUAGGGACCAAAAAUGUAUGGCUCAGGAUCUGGUUUCUCUGGCCAAGAGGGGGGAGGAGGAGGAGUGAUAAAGAGGGAGGGAAAGGGGAGGAGCCCCCCACCCGGGCAUGGGGCUAAUUUAGGGAAAAGGGCCCUGAGCUAUUUCCAGCUGCCGGGAACAAGUGGGCCCCUCCUCCUGGGUCUGCCCUCGGCCUCCUCCCCCGAGACGCCCUCCAAGAUGCCAUGUACAUAUAAAGGUGCUGGGUUUUCUCAAUGAAGCGGGGGCAGCCUGGCAGCAGGUCACAGCCGAGCGCGCCACCCUCCGCGAAUAUGAAGAUCGUCGUGGGCAUCGGAGGUGUGACUAAUGGCGGCAAGACCACCUUGACCAACAGCCUCUGCAAGGCCCUGCCCAACUGCUGUGUGAUCCACCAGGACGACUUCUUCAAGCCCCAAGACCAAAUAGCUGUUGGGGAGGAUGGCUUCAAACAGUGGGACGCGCUCGAGUCCCUGGACAUGGAGGCCAUGGUGGGCACCGUGCAGGCCUGGCUCAGCAGCCCCCAGAAGUUCGCCCGUGCACACGGGAUCCGCCUGCAGCCCAGCGCCCCGGACACCCACAUCCUGCUGCUGGAGGGCUUCCUGCUUUACAGCUACCAGCCUCUGCUGGACCUGUACAGCCGCCGUUACUUCCUGACCAUCCCUUACGAGGAGUGCAAGUGGCGGAGAAGCACCCGCAGCUACCCGGUCCCUGACCCCCCCGGGCUGUUCGAUGGCCACGUGUGGCCCAUGUACCAGAAGUAUAAGCGAGAGAUGGAGGCCUGUGGCGUGGAAUGCAUCUGGACGGCAUGCGACCCCGUGAGGAGCUCUUCCUGCAGGUGCUGGGGGACAUUCAGAAUUCGCUGCUCAACCACCGCUAGCACUGCCACCCGCCCACCUGCUCUGCUGGGCCACAGGGACCCGGUGGGAUUCCAGCCCCAGGACGCCCGGUCCUGGGCAAGUGGCCGGCCACUGUGUGGCUGUGUCCCCUAUAGGGACGUCUUUGCCAAGAGUGUAUGCACUGUCACGGGGUUCUGGGAUCCCAGAUGCCUUUGCGACCUUGCUGUGGCUUCAAGAAUAAACUCAGUCUUGUUUUUAUAAUCCUU
Messenger RNA from Octodon degus (degu), 1414 nucleotides. It is a transcript of the gene Nmrk2, whose product is annotated as nicotinamide riboside kinase 2. NCBI's taxonomy places the organism in Eukaryota, Metazoa, Chordata, Mammalia, Rodentia, Octodontidae. The transcript has 7 exons. The record is from RefSeq and is a predicted model, not a curated record. Gene Ontology annotation, cellular component: cytoplasm. The coding region runs from base 549 to 1409 and encodes 286 amino acids.